CUCCCACCUUCUCUUCUCAGUUCCCAAACUCUUCUUUCCCAAAUCUCCAAAGAAAAAAAAAAAAGAGAAAAAAAAAACCAAAAAAAAAUGGAGAAAAUUAGUAUCUCAAUUCUCAUGUUAAUCUCUUGUUUUGUUCUUGCAAUGAGGUUUGAAGGAGUUCAUGGAUACAAGAACUACACAGUUGGGGACUCUCAUGGAUGGUAUGAUAAUCUCAAGGACCCGAAAGUAAAUUAUCAGAAAUGGGCCGCUGGAAAAAAUUUCAGUCUUGGUGAUUAUCUCAUUUUCAACACAGACAAGAACCAUACGGUGGUGCAAACCUACAACUUAACAAUAUACAAACACUGCGAUUACAACAACGCAGACUCUGAUGACACCAUUGACUGGUCGGCCGGUGAGCCUGAGGUGAGCACGGAGGCGGUCACUAUGGCGGUGCCGCUUGUAAAGGAAGGAAUGAACUAUUUUUUCUCCGGUAACUAUGACGGCGAGCAAUGCAAGCAUGGCCAACACUUCAAGAUUAAUGUGACACAUGGUCAAGGUUUGCCGGAAAGUUUAAAGAAUCCGGUGCCGGAUUCUCCGGCCCCAAAUAGUGCUGAUAAUAGUGAUAAUGUUCCCGAUACUGUGAUACCGUCAAAUUUCGAUAAUCCGAUCAAUGGCGGCGAUGUGAAGGCAGCUUCUGGGGCUGCUGGCCGGAAUGUGAGAAUUGGGUUAGUUGUGUUUGUGUUUUUUUGGUAUUCUUGUUGUAAGUAUGUCUGGGUGAUCAGUUAGUGUGAUAUGUUAUUUAUUUAUUUUAUUUAUUUAUAUAUAUAUAUAUUUAUAUAGAGAUUAUUAAUAAUUAAUAAUGACAGUGGUAUGUUGUGUUGUAAUGAAGGAAUAGGUUUGGGGAUUUGAUUGUUUAAUAUCACAGUUAAUGGAUAGGUAUUAUAUUUGUGCUA
This is a messenger RNA of Dioscorea cayenensis subsp. rotundata (Guinea yam), 932 nucleotides long. RefSeq names its product blue copper protein-like. Gene Ontology annotation, cellular component: plasma membrane. NCBI's taxonomy places the organism in Eukaryota, Viridiplantae, Streptophyta, Magnoliopsida, Dioscoreales, Dioscoreaceae. Gene Ontology annotation, molecular function: electron transfer activity. The record is from RefSeq and is a predicted model, not a curated record. The transcript has 2 exons. The coding region runs from base 88 to 765 and encodes 225 amino acids.